AUGGUUUCAUCUAUUAUGGCGGAUAAAAAUAAGGAGGAUAACGAUAUUGUUCCAGCUCCAAAGCUUAUUGAAGUUGUCUUCCAGAAUUGUAGAGGACGGGUGGAUCACUGGGUGGAGCCAUAUCUCAGAAUCACAAUUGAACGCUUGAACCGGACUGAAAAGUCAUAUUUGAAAUGUCUUUUCAUGCAACUGAUUGCAGAUGCUCUUUACUACAAUGCAGCACUGACUCUCAGCAUAUUGCAAAAGUUGGGUGUCGCCUCUGAAUUCUUCCAUCUUUGGUUUCAUUUGUUGGGACAAGUCAAAAAGAGUGGUUUGCGCGCUAAUUUCAAACGGGAACAUGAGAAGAAAGUGUGCUGCCUUGGUUUAAUUUCGUUGCUGGCACUACCGACUUAUCAAUUGCCUGGGGAGGCUUUGGGCCGAGUAUUUCGGGCCACACUUGAUCUUCUAAUUUCUUACAAGGAUCAAGUUGCAGAAGCUGCAAAGGAGGAAGAAGCUGAAGAUGAUGAUGAUAUGGAUGGCUUUCAAACUGAUGACGAAGAUGAAAAUGGCAAUGGUUUUGAUAAGGGACUUUUUACAUCGGUUAUUACUCCCAACCGAUGUAAAAAGUUGCGUCACUAG
Molecule: messenger RNA, 618 nt
Organism: Vicia faba (fava bean)
Lineage: Eukaryota; Viridiplantae; Streptophyta; Magnoliopsida; Fabales; Fabaceae
Source: the annotation of a GenBank genome assembly